AGCCUCCAUGUUACUUACACCGUUCACACAUUGAUUAAAUGACUCCUGCUUGCUACUGUACCCAGAGGGAAGCUAGCUAGCUGGCUAGCUGGCUAAGCAACCGAACUAACCCAGUUCACAACAGCGGGCGUUACAUCACUUUGGGUCGUGUCCCACCUGGGAAAUAACGACCUGGAGGGACAUACUUUUAUCAAUAGACACAGUAGACGCUGUGACAUUAGCAUGGCACACUGACCUGACGAAUUAAAACAAAAAAAAGUGAAAGCUAUAAAUAGUGACUUAGCAAAUUUUGUUUUUUUCCUGAGAGGCUGUCAGGACGCGACUGGUUUCACCGUGCACAGGUUUUGACACCGGAGAAAUAAUGUCUUGUUCGUGCACCUCGGCUGCCAGGUUGUUCCUUAACACAGCCCACAGAGGACUGUCAUGCUCCCGGAUUCAGUUGUAUGGCCUGAGUCGUCAGGGGUUUCGGGAGACUCAUUUACCUCCCCUCCUACGUGUGAGGUCAUUUUCAGAAACUUCUGUCUGUUAUGCAUCUAAAGAUGGGACAACGAAGGACAGCGGCAGUGACGGUGGAAAGAAAAGCGUCAGUGAGGGGAAGAGAAUGUCUGGCUCUGGAGGGUCAGGAAAAGGUGGAAGUCAGCUCCGCUGCCCUAAAUGUGGAGACCCCUGCACGCACGUAGAGACCUUCGUAUCAUCUACACGAUUUGUCAAAUGUGAGAAGUGUCAUCACUUCUUCGUGGUCCUCUCUGAAACGGACUCUAAGAAAGGACUAAACAAAGAGCCAGAAUCUGCUGCGGAGGCUGUGAAACUGGCAUUUUCGCAGAAACCUCCUCCUCCUCCAAAGAAGAUAUACGCUUAUCUCGACAAGUACGUCGUUGGCCAGUCCUAUGCAAAAAAGGUGUUGGCAGUUGCGGUGUACAAUCACUACAAGCGCAUCUACAACAACAUCCCUGCUGGGAAUCGACAGCAGGUUGAGGUGGAAAAGCAGCCGUCUUUAACACCUCGUGAGCUAGAGAUGAGAAGACGAGAGGAUGAAUACAGAUUCACAAAGCUGCUGCAGAUCGCGGGGAUCAGCCCUCAUGGAAAUGCUCUUGGAGCGUCCAUGCAGCAGCAGGCGAGUCAGCAGGCACCUCAAGAGAGGAGGGGCGGCGAGGUCCUGGACUCCACACACGCCGAAAUUAAACUGGAGAAGAGCAACAUCAUACUUCUUGGUCCAACUGGUUCAGGAAAAACAUUGUUGGCUCAGACACUGGCACGUUGUCUGGACGUCCCAUUCGCGAUCUGUGACUGUACCACACUAACUCAAGCUGGAUACGUGGGAGAAGACAUCGAGUCGGUCAUUGCCAAACUUCUGCAAGAUGCCAACUACUCGGUGGACAAAGCGCAGCAAGGCAUUGUGUUCCUGGACGAGGUUGAUAAGAUCGGCAGCGUGCCUGGAAUCCAUCAGCUGAGAGACGUGGGUGGAGAAGGGGUCCAGCAGGGUUUGCUCAAACUCUUGGAGGGAACAAUUGUCAAUGUUCCUGAGAAAAACUCAAGGAAACUAAGAGGAGAAACGGUGCAGGUGGACACCACAAACAUUCUGUUUGUUGCAUCCGGCGCCUUCAAUGGACUCGACAGAAUCAUCAGCAGAAGGAAGAAUGAGAAGUAUUUGGGUUUUGGCACUCCCUCUAACCUGGGAAAAGGGCGCCGUGCGGCCGCUGCAGCCGAUUUGGCCAACUCCAGCGGCGAGACGGACACGGUGGCAGAGAUCGAGGAGAAGGACCGGCUGCUGAAGCACGUGGAGGCCAGGGACCUGAUCGAGUUUGGAAUGAUCCCAGAGUUCGUCGGUCGUCUUCCCGUCGUCGUUCCUCUGCACAGCCUGGAUGAAGAAACACUAGUCCGGAUCUUGACUGAACCACGAAACGCUGUGGUGCCCCAGUACCAGGCUCUGUUCAGCAUGGACAAAUGUGAACUCAAUGUGACUCAAGAUGCCUUGAGGGCCAUAGCCAGAAUGGCUUUGGAGAGAAAGACCGGAGCUCGUGGGCUCCGAUCAAUCAUGGAAAAACUCCUUCUGGAGCCCAUGUUCGAGGUGCCGCACUCUGACAUCAUGGCCGUCGAACUGAACAAAGAAGUUGUCCAAGGGAAGUCGCAACCCAGAUACAUCAGAGCUCCAGCCAAGGAGUCUUCAGAGGAGGAGUACGACUCCGGCAUCGAGGAGGAGAACUGGCCCCGACAGGCAGAUGCUGCUAACAACUGAACGACGCGCGACUCAUUUCACCUAAAGGCCCGAGCUGUCUGAAUCAUUAGUUUAAUAUGAACCUUUUGGAUACCGCGUCUGGUACCAACUCUUUUAUUGUAGCCCAUGACAAGUAAGCUCUGGACAUCACAGAGGAGGUAAUGGAGGCUGCCGGUGCUGACAAGUUUUUCAUGAUGAACAAGUUAAGAGAGCGUAACAACCUUUGGUCCCUGUGCGUCAGCUGUUAAUUCUCUGGUUGGGCACUCACAGGUCGGACCUUUAUAAAAUAUUUCAAUCUCUGGGGAUUGUUAACAUAUUUUAUCUAUAUAAAGAUAAUGCAAUUUUAUUCAUGAAAGUAUUUGUAGCUAGUUUAUUUGUUUUCUCUUUUUGUGGUGACGGGCGGUAAUGGCAAGGGAAGCAAAAGGAAAUGAUGGGAUCAUACUGUACACUUGGAAACACGGGCCGCUGAGAACGUGUAGAUGUCAUGUUACCAUGUUAAGUAAUGCCUUACAUCCUAAGGGCAUGAUAUUCCAUGAGCACAUCAAUAUUUUGAUGUUUUCUUCUCUACCACCAUUGUAAUAAUGGUGCUCACAGUAAAAAAAAUCAGCUGUAAAUGUUUAGCUACACUGCUUGGGUAGCAUUUGUAAGCAGUUUGUAUGACAUGACCUCUAAUUAGAAUACAUUGUAGUGACGUGUAACGCACCAGCACAUUAAACACAGCAGACGCGACAUAAUGGUGACCUUUAAACAGCCACAAUGGUUAUUUUUCAGUGUUUUUGCUUCCUCCUUUAGCCCACUCUUUAGGCAAUCUGUGUGUUUACUUAAAGACUCGGAUCAGAGGGCCGCUCCACAAAGCAGGAUUAGCACGUUCACUGGUCAUGAGAUAGCUUAUGAAAUUUUGUAAUAGCUGUCCUCCAGUAUUCAUAUCCAACUUAAUUGUCCAGAUCAGACAGAUAAUCCCCUUCACAUUAAGCCGCCUCCUGCUCUAAACCUGCUUUGAAAACAUCCCUCAGAAUAGCACAGAUAUUUUUAUUUUCUUCACCUCACCUUUAGUAAUGUAAUACCCUGUUACUAAAUGGUACCUGAAUACACGUCUGACUGAACCACGCUGCUGUACCUCAUCAAAGUAGAUAAAACUAGACCCCCCCCCCCCUUUUGCUUUAAGUUUCCAUUUCUUUCAGUAAAGAUUCAGAACUGCUUUUGUUUUCAGAGGUCUGUUACAGAACCUUUAAUCCCCCACGGAGUUUGUGAAUCUUAAAUUUAUUGUGAUUGUUUAAAAUAUAUAAAUAAAAUGUAUAUCUCUGUA
Molecule: messenger RNA, 3521 nt
Organism: Mugil cephalus (flathead mullet)
Lineage: Eukaryota; Metazoa; Chordata; Actinopteri; Mugiliformes; Mugilidae
Gene: clpxb
Product: caseinolytic mitochondrial matrix peptidase chaperone subunit Xb
Exons: 15
Coding region: 362-2236 (624 amino acids)
Biological process (GO): proteolysis; protein folding; protein catabolic process
Cellular component (GO): mitochondrial matrix
Molecular function (GO): zinc ion binding; ATP-dependent protein folding chaperone; ATP binding
Source: RefSeq, a predicted model, not a curated record